UUGUGGGUAUUGCGUCCUUAUGCACGUUUCUCAUCCAGCAUGGCAGGGAAAAAUAAGAGGAAGUUGGGGGAUCUGAGUGUGGAUGAGUUCCUGUUGUCAGGAUUUGAUUAUGAUGAGGAUGAUGAUUCUCAGGAUGAAGAUUCAACCCAACAACAGAAUAAGAAGAAAGAGAGUAAGAAACCUGCACCUCAGAAAAAGUCUGUUAAAAAGAAGGGCAAAGCAACAGAGCACAAGGAUCAGCUAUCAGACCUCAAGAGCAGAGAUCCAGAGUUUUAUAACUACUUAGAAAAAAAUGACCAGACUCUCCUGAACUUUGAUGACUCUGAUAGUGAUGAAGAUGAGGAGGAUAAUGAAGAGGAAAAGAUGUACCACAAACUCCCCUCUAAGCUAGAGGAAGCCAACUCUGAUGAUGAUGAUGAUGAUGAUGAUGAUAAGGUAUUAGAUGAGAAAAAGGUGAAAGGAAAGUCUAAAGAAGCCACCAGAGUCACAGAAGCAAUGAUUGAGAACUGGAGAACAGGACUGAGGAAAGAGCCCACGUCACGUUUGCUUAGGGAGAUCACACAAGCCUUCAAGGCUGCUGUGGCUACAACACAGGGUGAUACAGAUGCUGAGUGUCGCUACACCAUCUCAGACAGCUCAGUGUUCAAUGCCCUCAUCCUGUUCUGUAUAAAGGAGAUGCAUGCAGUGCUGUAUAAAAUGCUAAAUCUCAAAGCUCCAGAGAAAGAUCAAAAGAAAAUAAUACUUCCAUCCUCGAGUCCCAGGUGGCAGAAACAUCAGGUUGAUAUUAAGAUGUACAUAGCUGGUGUUGUCCAGCUUCUUUCCAGUUUAACUCAAUCCACGGUCACAGCUGCAGUUCUCCGCCAUGCCAACCAGAUGGUGCCGUACUACUUGUGUCUGCCAAAACAGUGCAGAGUCCUGCUCAAGAGCCUGAUCAAACAAUGGAGUACAGGAGAGGAGACUGUAAGGGUUUUGGCCUUUCUGGGUCUUAAUAAAAUCUGCCGUCACAAACCGGAUUUCUAUCUAAACACGGUUCUAAAGCAAAUGUACAUCGCCUAUGUGAAGAACUGUAAGUUCACGUCACCCAACGCUCUUCCGAUGAUUAAUUUCAUGCAAAGGACUCUCACAGAGAUGUACUCGCUAGACACGCAGGUGUCCUACCAACACUGCUUCAUCUAUAUCCGUCAGCUGGCCAUUCACCUCCGGAGUGCCAUGAAUAUGAAGAAAAAGGAAACAUAUCAGUCAGUGUAUAACUGGCAGUAUGUGCACUGUCUUUAUCUAUGGUGUCGGGUGUUGAGCACUUUAUAUCCCAGUGAGGUCCUGGAGCCACUGAUCUACCCGUUGUGUCAAGUAAUCAUCGGCUGUAUCAAACUUGUGCCCAUCUCUCGGUAUUAUCCUCUGAGACUGCACUGCGCCAGAGCUCUCAUCCUGCUGUCUGCCAACACCAAGACAUUUGUGCCUGUUUUACCCUUUCUGGUAGAGAUCCUCCAGCAGGAAGACUUCAAUAAGAAACCAGGCCGCAUGAGUGUAAAGCCCAUCAAUUUUGCAGUGAUUCUCAAACUCAGCAAGACCAAUCUCCAAGAGAAGGCCUAUAAGGAUGGUCUGGUGGAGCAGUUGUAUGAUCUCAUCUUGGAGUACCUCCACACACAGGCCUGCAGCAUUGGCUUUCCUGAGCUGGCACUGCCCACCAUCAUUCAGCUGAAAGCGUUCUUAAAGACAUGCAAAGUGGCCAAUUACUGCAAACAGAUGCGACAGCUGCUGGAGAAGAUACAGGAAAACUGCAACCACAUUACAGGACGCAGACAGAAAGCAGCGUUUGCUGUAUCUGAUACUACAGCUGUGGUGGCAUGGGAGAAGCAGGUAGCAGAGGAGGGAACGCCCCUUACGAAAUAUUACAGCCAGUGGAAGAAACUUCGUGAAAAGGAAAUUCAGCUGGAGAUCUCUGGAAAAGAGAGGAUGGAGGACUUGAAUCUCCCGGAAAUCAAGCGGAAGAAGGCUGAAGAGAAGAAAGUUGACAAGAAGGAGUUUAAGGGUCUUUUCGAGUCGGAUAGUGAUGAUGACGGUGAUGACAACCUCCUCAAAACCAAAGAUGAACAGGGUGAUUCUGAUGAUGAUGAUGAAGGUCUUGAGGACCUCUCAGACCUGAGCGAUGAAGAUGAUGAGAUUGAUUAUUCAGAUGAUGAACAGAAGAAGCCUUCACCUUCUAAAAGCAAAGCACCAAAGAAGAUGUUGAGCACUGAGCUGAAGCAGGUGGCAGAUGGUGAUGAUGAUAUGGUGGAGGACCUCGAACUCUCUGAUGAAGACUAAAAUCAGUUUUACUUUUUAUACCCACAUCUGAACAUUGUUAAGAGUUGUGUACAGCCUGUUAUAGUGGAAAUGUGUUUCAUAAUGCAUCAUUAUUUCUUCUCUACCAUUCAUAAUUAAAGACCUUUCUAACAAUGUGUUCAAACUGUA
This is a messenger RNA of Paramisgurnus dabryanus, 2451 nucleotides long. RefSeq names its product NOC2-like nucleolar associated transcriptional repressor (gene noc2l). Gene Ontology annotation, cellular component: nucleoplasm; Noc2p-Noc3p complex; Noc1p-Noc2p complex. Gene Ontology annotation, molecular function: histone binding; transcription corepressor activity. The record is from RefSeq and is a predicted model, not a curated record. Lineage: Eukaryota; Metazoa; Chordata; Actinopteri; Cypriniformes; Cobitidae. Gene Ontology annotation, biological process: ribosomal large subunit biogenesis; negative regulation of transcription by RNA polymerase II.